AUGAACACAAAACGGCCGGGCGAGGGAGGGGAAGGGAACCCGUUGACCCCAAGGUGGAUAGCCUUUGCGUGGGUCACUGCGAUGGCGGCGGGUGCAGGCAGCGAGGUUUGGCAAAGAGCUCUCUCCCAACUACAGGCGAAGUCGUGGGACGUUGCUCGGGUUCCGACGGCGCGUCAUUGGCUUGAGUUUUUUUAUUCCUGCACCACCACCCUCUCCGCGGCAAGGACCCCACAGAACCUAACACGCCACUGGACGCCGCCAUUACCAAAGUCGGUGCGCCUAUUCGUAGCCGAAUGUCUCGUGGACGCGGCGCGGUUGGCCCGUUUGCAGCAGAUCUUGUCAGCAUCGUCGGCAGGUAUUUGCGGUGGCGCACAUGCCGGGAAGGGGGAGGGGCAGCGGGGCAGUAGGGAUGAAGCGGUGGCCUCCCUUUCCGCUGUUGGCGCGGCGGAGGAUGUCACUGGUGUCUUCCUCACCGCUUCGGCUCCGUCGGAAAUGGUGGAACUUUUGUCGCACUGGUGCGCCGCAGACGAUGCGCCACGCGACGUUGAGCAGCUGGUGGGUUGGUUGCGGGAGGCGGCAGCGCUCAUGCGCUUCUUCACGCCUCUCAGCGUCCCCCACUCCGAGGCGCAGACGCCGCCACGGCGGAGACUGUACCUCACAUACCCAGAGUCGCUUCGCGUCUUGCAUCACGGGCUGUGUACAGUCCUUUUACGUCCUCAGGCGACCAAGGUGGAGCAUGCGUCGACCGACGUUGCCGCUGAUGAGGAAGGAGCGCUGCUUGCAAUAUGGCUGCUGCAGAACUCAUGGCCUAGCGGUGCGGAUCUGUCACCCGUCAGCACUUCCACACCCUCCUCUUCCCACAACCGUGUUGACGGCAGUGGCCACAAGGAGUACGAUGAUGUCAGCAACGCGCUGCAGGAGACACAGAUGCUGCUUGCCUCGCGCAAAGUGACCCAGGCGUGGUUGCUGCACCUUCCAGUGUUUCUUCGUCAUGGUCGUGGCAACGCUCAGGGUGGCGGCGAUGGGGUGAAAAAGGAGGGUGCGCAGUUUAUUAUGGACAAGCUGCGGUGUAGCUUUGUUUGCAGACUCGCCAGCGAGUUACUUCCUUCGACGUCGUCUGCAGGUUCUCCGAAUGUGUGUGUGCCAUUUGUUGACAGGCUUGCCCUUGUGGAUGAGGCAGCGGUGCAUGCGAUGCAUGAGCAGCUCAGCUCCAUUGCGACUGGUGAUGGCGGGGGAUGA
Trypanosoma rangeli is the source of this 1239-nucleotide messenger RNA. RefSeq lists its product as uncharacterized. Bases 1 to 1239 code for a protein of 412 amino acids. The record is from RefSeq and is a predicted model, not a curated record. The transcript has a single exon. NCBI's taxonomy places the organism in Eukaryota, Euglenozoa, Kinetoplastea, Trypanosomatida, Trypanosomatidae.